UCCUGCCAGUUGUAGGCGCUGUUCCAAGCAGGCUGCAAAACACAAAUCGAUUGUUUUUGUGUUUGUUUACAUUUUCAUAGCGAACAAAUGGCUUCGACUUUGCUAUCGCCUAUGGUGGAUUAUUACAACGACGAAGAGGAACUUGAUAGCGUGGAUGACGACGAUGAUCGGAGUUUCAGGGGAAGAGACUCAGAAGAAGACACAGAGGAUGCCAGUGAAACAGACCUUGCCAAGCAUGACGAGGAUGACUAUGUGGAAAUCAAAGAGCAAAUGUACCAAGACAAACUGGCCUCCCUGAAAAGACAACUGCAGCAGUUACAAGAUGGUACACUGCAGGAAUAUCAGAAGAGGAUGAAGAAACUGGACCAGCAGUACAAAGAGAGACUCCGAAAUGCAGAUCUAUUUCUCCAACUUGAGACAGAGCAGGUGGAGAGAAACUACAUCAAGGAGAAAAAGGCAGCAGUGAAGGAGUUUGACGAUAAAAAGGUGGAACUGAAGGAAAACCUAAUUGCAGAGCUGGAGGAGAAGAAGAAGAUGAUUGAGAACGAAAAAUUAACAAUGGAGCUGACUGGUGACUCAAUGGAGGUAAAACCCAUCAUGACUCGGAAGCUGAGGAGACGGCCCAAUGAUCCAGUCCCAAUACCAGACAAACGGAGAAAACCUGCUCCAGCUCAGCUAAAUUAUUUGUUAACAGACGAACAGAUUAUGGAAGAUCUAAGAACACUUAAUAAGCUUAAAUCACCAAAACGACCAGUUUCCCCCUCAUCCCCAGAGCAUGUUCCUUCAGCUCCUAUGGAGAACCCAUCCCAGCGUUACGAGGCCCGCAUCGAGGAGGGGAAACUAUACUACGACAAAAGAUGGUACCACAAGAGCCAGGCCAUCUACUUGGAAUCAAAGGACAACACAAAAAUUAGCUGUGUCAUCAGUUCAGUGGGGACCAAUGAGAUUUGGGUGAGGAAGACAAGCGACAGUACAAAGAUGAGGAUCUACCUGGGGCAGCUGCAGAGAGGAGCCUUUGUCAUCCGUCGACGGUCUGCCGCAUGAAACAUUACCCCACCCAGCUCCGCCCAUCUGUUCAUUUAUCUAUUCAUCUACCUGCUCAUUUCCCUAUUUGGUGCGUCUCAGUUGAGUUUGACAUGUGGCCUUUUCAUCAUAUAUACUCCCCUCCCCACGACACAAGCACACACAUACAGUCUUCCAUGGCCAAGGAUAUCCCAUCGGAUUUGAUCUGUUUUCACACAUAAACCAAAUGCUAGUACAGUAAAAGUGGUCAUAUACACAGCUGACUGACUUUCCAGCAUUAUUUGUCACUAUGUGGCAUGUGUAUGAAGGCUGUUACUGGUCAUAUAGGAGGCUAUUUGGAUUGUCAUCCCCUUCUGUCAACAUAAACCUUUCCUACAUAUUAUACACACGUCUCAUUUACAUUUAUCAUUAAGUUAUUUUUCUUGAACAGCCUCAUGCUGAGCCACAGAAACAGUUUUUGUGCGUUUCAAACUGUCUCACUGGCCUCUUGUAACAAUGCAAGCACUGAAAAACCUUGUUGACAGGAUUUGUGGUAUUAUUUCUACAAACAACACAGAUCAGGCCUUGACCUGUCUAACAAAGUUGCAUCUGUUGAGAUGAGGAUCUGCUUCAGGUUUGGUUAAAUAUCAUUUAUCCCCUGAGCUGAAGUUUCCUUAUACCAGGUAUCAUGCCAUUUUCAAAACAUUAUUCCUUUUCCUGACAUUAAGACACGGAGGAUUGCCAUGCUUAUUUGAAAAAAAAAAAGAAGUUUUUAUGUUAAUUGUUUUUAUGUCAUUUUGUCAUAUUCUCCAUAUGUGAAUGGUCUGGAUUAGUUCAGCUGUAUUUGCAUGUGGAGUACUGAGUUGAAUUAUUUGUACUGUGUUCCAUUUUAUUAAAAUGUUUUCUGCCUUUUAA
Toxotes jaculatrix (banded archerfish) is the source of this 1917-nucleotide messenger RNA. It is a transcript of the gene suds3, whose product is annotated as SDS3 homolog, SIN3A corepressor complex component. Gene Ontology annotation, biological process: negative regulation of transcription by RNA polymerase II. Bases 88 to 1044 code for a protein of 318 amino acids. The transcript has 12 exons. Gene Ontology annotation, cellular component: Sin3-type complex. Lineage: Eukaryota; Metazoa; Chordata; Actinopteri; Toxotidae. Gene Ontology annotation, molecular function: histone deacetylase binding. The record is from RefSeq and is a predicted model, not a curated record.